UCCCAGACAACUAUCAGAUACUCUCGACGGCAACUUUUUUUCGGCCUCGGAUUGCUCUAGCAGCCAUUCAUCAAACAAAUCCUACGGACCGCUGUCUGGUUUUACUAGCGUUGCUUACUGUCUUCGAUUGCUAUUACUGACAAAGCGCUGCGCCUCUAUUAUCUUGCCACGACAUCGAUCAACGAUUCCGACAUUGUGCAGAUUUGUCUUACCUUUCCAGCAGCUGACCAUGACCUUGUGAUAGGCAGCGAUAGUUUGGAGGCCACAUUAUUUGGUACUGUUGUCACUCACUCAUUUAGAGUCGUCGUCUUGGGGUUGAAGAGAUUUAUCUUUCACCAUGUCGUUACCUAAACCACCGGUGUCAUUGACGGGCGCUUGCAGCGUCCUCUUCAACAACACCCUCUAUUCUUACUCGGGUGCGGGAUUCGAAUCGUUAGCUUUGAAAGACGGUGCCGAAUGGAAAAAACUACCUGGUGGUCAGGCAGUUGAAGGUGCCGUCUGCGUCGGCUCGACACCGAAGGAUUCCUCGACGGCUGGCUUUUAUGUCGUGGGUGGACAAUCAAGUUCAACUGAUUAUCCAGGCCUUCAAAAAUAUACAUAUUUUACCGGAAAAUGGGAGACUAUAACUCCGCAAGUGCCGGUAACGCAAAAUCGAACAUGGCAUAGCGCAACGUAUCUCAACAGCAGCGAUUCGAUUUUGAUAUAUUCCGGAUCAACCGAUGGACAGCCCAAUCUGUCGUCGCAGACCUUUACGGUCGCAGCAUCCGAACCUCAUUCGGUAUUGGCUUUUCAGUCCACUCUUUCGCCUCCAGGAGUUGCACCGAUUCUUCUCCCGUGGUCGGAAACACAGGCGGUACUGAUCGGCGGUAACCCUACUAACACGAAAGUGAUGCUGUUUGACCCGGCUGCUUCUUGGGCGGAUUCAGGAAUAACGCUGGCUGAACCGUUACCGAAAAACUCCACAUCAAUUAAGGCUGCUAUCAUACCCGGCGAUGAUGGCAGUAAACACCUCUACACAUUCGACCUCACUGUCUCGCCUAAUGCUGUCAAUAGGACAAUGCUACUAAAUGCGGGUGCGGCUCCCGUAGCGAACGCAGCUCCUGUUACGACAACUGGUUCAACUCGAAGAGAUAAUGAUGAUAUCGAAAGACGAGCGCUCACCGUCGCGGACUGGCCGGCAUACAAUUCCACGCUGGCACCGCAGAAAACGAGAACUGAAUACUCGAUAGCUACUAAUUCGGACGGCUUGGUGGUAAUGUCUGGUGGCAACGAAGACGAGAUAUUGUGCAUGUUUAAUGCGAGAGAGAAUGGUUGGAAGAACGCGACAGCCGUAUUUGGACAGCAGAAGGGGGUCUUUUCUAUCGAGUCAUCGUCAUCAACAUCAUCUUCAGUAUCAAGCGCCACUCCUACGUCCACAGCUAGCUCAUCUGAUAUCCCUACUCCCGCCAUUACUGCGGCGGCUGCCGCCCCUACCACUUCGGAUAGUGGCAGCGGUACACUAGCUCCAACGACCCUUCUAGGCGUAGUGUUGGGUACUAUCUUCGGCUUUGCCAUUAUCCUGAUGGCCUUAUUAUUCUGGAUUAAGCACCUCCGAAGAAGGCAGAAUUUCGUGGAAGCGGGUCAUGCACGGAGAGCUAGCGGAAUACCGGAUGAGAAGGAUUUCUUCAGCCCAGAACUGGGUAAGGCCUCAGGCGGCCAGUUCCGAGGACAUGCUCCGCAGGACUCGGCUGGAUCUUUCUCAUCAAUGGCCAUCUUGAUGGGCAAGGUCCAAAAGCCUGCCAUCCAGCGCAAGACGAGUAACGACACGAAACGCAGCUCUCUCAGCAGCAUCUUCAGCAAACAGCAAUUGAAGAGCACCAUAAGCCGGCCACAGCCCCAGGUGACUCCGGAACCUCAAUUCAUCGUCAGCGAUGAGAAGGGAGUCUCUUUCGCGGCGACUACGAACGAUCCUAAGCCUCGUCCCAGACCUGCAGUUAAUCGAGACGGGGAAAGGAGAAGUUCUGGCUGGAAUAGAUAUUGGUCUGGUGGUAGCGCGUUAUCUGUUCUAGGAUUCGGAAACAGCAAUUCACGCCGUGAGACAGGCGCCUCCGAGCCGAGUUCGGUAUACUCCGAUAGAAAUCGUAUGACGCAAGACUCGGCUACAGUCCCUCCAUUACAAGUCGUUGAAGGGCGAGCAGAACUAAAUCGCGUCCACUCAGCCAGUCCAACGGUUGCACAAUAUAACCCGAUGAUAGGAGAGGGGAUGUCUGGCCAAAUAGAACGGUCCAAUUCCAACGCGUCGUCCUCAGGUUAUUCGAGCGGUAUCCCGGCCAGUGUUACCGAAAGUUGGGAUCCAACGAUGGCGAAGAAGAAAAUGGGAACGGAGCGAGCACCCAGCAGUAAUUAUAGCCAGAGCAUCUACCAGACAGGACUUGGCCCGCCUAACACAAACCAAGCUCCGAGUGGCCUGUCAUCGCAACCGCAGUUGGCUAUGGCAUCCAAGUCAAACGACUUGAGUUGGUUGAACUUGGGAGACAAUAAUCAUACGUACAAAUAAGUGUCUCCGGCAUUCUCAGCUUACCGUUCUCUUUCGUCCUAUUCGACACAUUAAUGAUUCCGUUACGAUAAUACCAUUUUAUGACUCUCGCUUAUACCCAAUUCUCAUCAACGG
Messenger RNA from Annulohypoxylon truncatum, 2650 nucleotides. RefSeq lists its product as uncharacterized. The record is from RefSeq and is a predicted model, not a curated record. The transcript has a single exon. NCBI's taxonomy places the organism in Eukaryota, Fungi, Ascomycota, Sordariomycetes, Xylariales, Hypoxylaceae. Bases 338 to 2536 code for a protein of 732 amino acids. Gene Ontology annotation, molecular function: protein binding.